Molecule: messenger RNA, 1413 nt
Organism: Pestalotiopsis fici W106-1
Lineage: Eukaryota; Fungi; Ascomycota; Sordariomycetes; Amphisphaeriales; Sporocadaceae
Exons: 1
Coding region: 1-1413 (470 amino acids)
Molecular function (GO): flavin adenine dinucleotide binding; sarcosine oxidase activity; L-pipecolate oxidase activity
Source: RefSeq, a predicted model, not a curated record
AUGGCAGAGUCGUCUUCUUCCUUCACACCGCCCUCAUCUAUCCUCAUUGUCGGCUCGGGCGUUUUCGGCCUGUCCACGGCCUACGCCCUCACCAAACGCACGGCAUGGUCUAAGACGCAGAUCACGGUGCUGGACCGGGCCUACGGCGACCAGCAGCAGCAGCGCUUCCCGUCUCACGAUGCGAGCAGCAUGGACUCGUCGCGCAUCGUCCGCGCCGACUAUGCGGAUCAGGCCUACACCAAGCUGGCCGCCGCGGCCCAGGACGAGUGGCGCAAGCCCGGUCCCAACUCCUGGGGCGGCGAGGGCCGUUACGCCGAGACCGGCUUCGUCAUCUGCGCCGACCAGGGGCCCGAGGUCCUGGCCGACGGCGUCACCAAGACGGGAUUGGGGUACGCCAAGAGCGCCUACAUCAAUGCCGUCGAGCUCGAGGGCCGCCAUCAGAUUGUUGAGCUGGACUCGCCCGAGAAGAUUGCCCUGGCAAGCGGCACCGGCGCCCCCUUUGGCGACUGGGGCUACCUAAACAAGAGAAGCGGCUGGGCCAAUGCUGAGAAGAGCAUGGCCUGGCUCUACGACCGCGUCGUGGAGACUGGUCGGGUCAAGUUUGUAGGCGCCACGGUAGACAGGCUCGAGGUCCAUGGCAAGAGAGUCACGGGUGCGAAGCUUGGUGAUGGCACGACACUGAGGGCUGAGCUCGUCGUCGUGGCUGCGGGCGCCUGGAGUCCUAGCCUGGUAGACCUCAGAGGCCAUGCGGUAGCGACGGGGCAAUGUCUCGCGUACACGCCCAUCAGUGAUCGGGAGCAGGAGAGACUGGCCAACGUGCCCGUUUUGAUGAAUAUGACGCAGUCGACCUUUAUGAUCACCCCAAGUAACAACAUGGUCAAAAUUGGCCGCCAUGCGUACGGUUAUAUAAAUCCUCGGAAAAUCACUUCGGCGCUAGUGGUGCCGGCCAAGGCAGGAGAGUCCAACUUCCCAGAGAUUACCGUCUCGCAACCAUACACACACGUGGACGACUCCAAGAUCUGGGUCCCUGCCGAAGGUGAGCGGGAUCUGAGGACGGGACUUCGGAGAAUGGUACCAUGGCCCGACUUGAUGGAUCGGCCAUGGACGCACAGUCGCAUCUGCUGGUAUACAGACACUGCAACAGGCGACUUUCUAAUUACAUACCACCCGCACUGGGACGGUCUCUUCGUUGCCACGGGUGGCAGCGGGCACGGAUUCAAAUUUCUUCCCGUGCUUGGCGACAAGAUUGCCGACACAAUCGAAAGAAAUUACCCGUUAGACUUCAAGGACAAGUGGAGUUGGAAGCAGCCAGAGGAUAUUGAGAAGCAAAUCAUCACCGAGGAUGGCAGCCGAGGUGGCAAGGUAGGGCUCAUCCUCAUGAAUGAGCUCCAAAAGAAUGGUUCUCGCCUAUAA